This is a messenger RNA of Coffea eugenioides, 700 nucleotides long. RefSeq names its product probable prefoldin subunit 4. Lineage: Eukaryota; Viridiplantae; Streptophyta; Magnoliopsida; Gentianales; Rubiaceae. Gene Ontology annotation, cellular component: prefoldin complex; cytoplasm. Gene Ontology annotation, biological process: protein folding. The transcript has 3 exons. Bases 89 to 475 code for a protein of 128 amino acids. The record is from RefSeq and is a predicted model, not a curated record.
UCUGCACUGCCUCGUUACUUCAGUUCCGACCGCAGUUUUCGCCUUACAACUGAAAGCCGCAGCAGCUUCUACCUUCUUCAAUCGAGCAAUGCAGCAGGCUGGGUCAUCUGGGUCAGAGACGGAGGUCACGUGGGAAGAUCAGCAGAAGAUUAACCAAUUCAGUAGGCUGAAUAAUCGAUUUCACGAGCUUGAAGACGAAAUCAAAUUGGCCAAGGAAACAAACGAUAAUCUUGAGGAUGCCAGCAAUGAGUUAAUUCUCACUGAUGAUGACAUAGUGCGUUUCCAAAUUGGGGAAGUUUUUGCUCAUAUACCCAAAGACGAAGUUGAGACCAGAAUCGAACAGAUGAAAGAGGUAACCAGCAAGAAUUUGGAGAAGCUAGAAGAAGAAAAGGAAUCAAUAGUCGCUCAAAUGGAUGAACUUAAGAAGAUUUUGUAUGGCAAGUUUAAAGAUUCCAUCAAUCUUGAGGAGGAUUAGGGAAAUGCAUGUUUUAUUCUUAAAUGUUUUUGGCUGAACUCAGUUUGCUGUGGUGACCUUUUUUGUACACUACUUAUGCACACUUUGAGCUGUAUUGUGUUCUUGAAAGGGAUGCGCGCUUUCUUUGUUUUGCUGUUGAGUGUAAAGGAUCUGCUGUCUUAGAUUUUCAUAAGAUGUCUUCAUUAGUGGUUCAUAAAAAGUUGGCUUUUUCAGCAAUUUUAGCGA